AUGGGUAAACCGGGAAAAAACACAGUUUAUAAUUCGGUAAAUCGAUUACCAAACCCAUAUGAAAAGCUUCCCAUUAAUCUGAUAUAUGAUUUUGCUUUGCCAUUAUCAGAACCUCUACCUGAUUCUGAUUUAAUCCAUAGUAUUCAGGACUUUUCAGCCGAAUAUAUGAUGGCAACAGGAAAGAAGUCGCUUAAAUCCAUGGAUGAAACGGCACUUUUGGGACUUGGUUAUUUGGUUACUGAGUGGAUGAACGCUAUGGUGUCUGAAUGCUUAGAAGAAUUUGAAGAAAAAGAAGAAAAGUAA
Molecule: messenger RNA, 303 nt
Organism: Schizosaccharomyces osmophilus
Lineage: Eukaryota; Fungi; Ascomycota; Schizosaccharomycetes; Schizosaccharomycetales; Schizosaccharomycetaceae
Gene: rrn10
Product: RNA polymerase I upstream activation factor complex subunit Rrn10
Exons: 2
Coding region: 1-303 (100 amino acids)
Biological process (GO): nucleolar large rRNA transcription by RNA polymerase I
Cellular component (GO): RNA polymerase I upstream activating factor complex
Molecular function (GO): RNA polymerase I cis-regulatory region sequence-specific DNA binding
Source: RefSeq, a predicted model, not a curated record